AUGCGGAACCCUCUUAUCAGACUAGAAUGCGGUGUUAACAGCUACGACUGGGGGAAAGUCGGUAAAGAUUCCGCCGCCGCCAAAUUCCACGCUGCGACGGCUUCUGAUUUCUCGAUUGAAGAAGAGAAGCCAUAUGCCGAGCUAUGGAUGGGCACACACCCGUCGCUUCCCUCCAAAGACCUCGAGACCCAGCGGACACUUCUAGACCUCGUUCAAGAAAAUCAAGCCUUGCUGUCUACAGAGAUCGCCGAGAAGUAUGAGAACAAGCUUCCCUUCUUGUUCAAGGUGCUGUCCAUCAACAAGGCCCUGAGCAUCCAGGCACACCCAAACAAGAAGCUUGCUGAGCAGCUACAUGCCAGUGAUCCCAAGAACUACCCAGAUGACAACCACAAGCCCGAAAUGACCAUCGCGGUCACUCCCUUCGAUGGCCUCUGCGGCUUCCGACCCCUCGCUGAAAUCGCGCACUUCCUGAAGACCGUUCCCUCAUUGCGUAAACUUGUUGGCGAAGAAGAAGCUAAGAAGUUCGAGGAUACCAUCAGCGGCAAGGAAACUUCCGACAAGGAGGAGGACAUGCGGGAGAACAAGAAAGCCCUACAAUCCGCUUUCACAAAGCUCAUGAACGUGGAAAAGGACGCACUAUCAUCAGCCAGUGAAGAGCUUGUUGAGGCAGCCAAGUCCGAAGGCGACAAGUUCGCGGACGGCGGCCCACCCUCCAACGAUGGCAAAGAGCUCGCAGACCUCGUCGUCCGCCUCAACACUCAAUUCCCUGGUGACAUCGGUCUUUUUGUUCAGUUCUUCCUCAACUACGUCAAGCUAGAGGUCGGCGAAGCCAUGUUCCUGAAGGCUGACGAUAUCCAUGCUUACCUCUCUGGCGACAUCAUCGAGUGCAUGGCGAGCUCCGACAACGUGGUCCGCGCGGGCUUCACACCAAAGUUUAAGGACGUUGAUAAUUUGACAAAGAUGCUGACUUACAGCUAUGCGCCAAUUAGUGAGCAAAAGAUGGAGCCCAGGGAUUAUUCCCAGGUUAGGCUGAAUGCGCCGGCGUAUAGCUCCAACAGCAGCAACAAGCUGUACAACCCGCCGAUCCCUGAGUUCGCUGUAGUACGGACGGCACUCAAUCGCACUGGUGGCAAGGCGACGUUUGACCCGAUUGAUGGACCAAGCAUCAUCCUCUGCACCAAGGGCAAGGGAACAAUCAGCGUGGGACCCAAGGAGGAAGAACUCAAGGAGGGCUUUGUCUAUUUUGUUGGUGCCACAGCUGAAGUUGUCAUCAAGAGCGAGGUUGAUGCUGGAGACGAGGAGGGUGCGGAGGGCUUGGUAACAUUCAAGGCAUUCUGCGAGCUUGAGGACAACAAAGGCAAGCUAUGA
Molecule: messenger RNA, 1368 nt
Organism: Alternaria arborescens
Lineage: Eukaryota; Fungi; Ascomycota; Dothideomycetes; Pleosporales; Pleosporaceae
Product: Mannose-6-phosphate isomerase
Exons: 5
Coding region: 1-1368 (455 amino acids)
Biological process (GO): carbohydrate metabolic process; GDP-mannose biosynthetic process
Cellular component (GO): cytosol
Molecular function (GO): mannose-6-phosphate isomerase activity; zinc ion binding
Source: RefSeq, a predicted model, not a curated record